AGUGUCGCAGAAGAGAGAGAAAAUGGAGCAGGGAAAAAGGACGGAGGCGAUCAUGACCAAGCGUAACCCAACCCAAUCAAAUUCACGGAUCAUCUUUUUUUCCUCUUUCACUCUCCCCAUCGCUCCCUCUCCAACUUAGAAUUCCAAUUUCAGCUUUCCCAUUAUUAUCAUAUACAAGGAUCCUUCAUUUCGGUUCUACACUCUCUCCUCGGAUCGUUCCUCGGCGACGCGAGAGUUGCAUCUGAUUCACGGCAUGGAGUGUGAGGCGUCGAGAGGAGUUUCAGGUUUUCCGACAACCAAUGCCGGCGAUGAUCUGUACAAGGAGUUGUGGCAUGCGUGUGCCGGUCCUCUGGUUACGGUGCCUCGCCAGGGAGAUUUGGUUUUCUAUUUUCCUCAGGGUCAUAUAGAGCAGGUUGAAGCAUCCACGAAUCAAGUUUCUAACCAGCAAAUGCCUGCUUAUGAUCUUUCGCCGAAAAUAUUGUGCCGUGUGGUUAAUGUUCAACUGAAAGCUGAACUGGACACGGACGAGGUGUUUGCUCAAGUGACGUUGCUUCCUUUAGCUAAUGAAGAUGAGAACUUGAUGGAGAAAGAGGAGGUGCCUUCUACUCCACGUACUCGCGUGCAUUCCUUCUGCAAGACUCUUACUGCCUCAGAUACCAGCACUCAUGGUGGAUUCUCGGUUUUGAGACGUCAUGCUGAUGAAUGUCUUCCUCCUCUGGACAUGUCCAAGCAACCUCCGACUCAAGAGUUGGUAGCCAGGGAUUUGCAUGGAAAUGAGUGGCGCUUCCGCCACAUCUUUCGAGGUCAACCAAGAAGGCAUCUACUUCAAAGUGGUUGGAGUCACUUUGUCAACUCGAAAAAGCUUGUUGCCGGAGAUGCUUUCAUUUUCCUCAGGGGUGAAACAGGGCAACUUUGUGUAGGAGUAAGACGAGCAGUGCGACAUGCAAAUAAUGUUUCAUCCUCAGUAAUAUCAAGCCACAGUAUGCAUGUAGGGGUUCUUGCAACAGCAUGGCAUGCUGUUUCAACGGGGACAAUGUUCACUGUCUAUUACAAACCAAGGACUAGCCCUGCUGAGUUCAUUGUUCCCUUUGAUAAAUAUGUUGAAUCUAUCAAAAAGGAUUAUGAUAUAGGGAUGAGGUUCAAGAUGACGUUUGAGGGGGAGGAGACAUCUGAACAGAGGUUCUCCGGCACCAUAAUUGGAGAUGAAGAAGUUGAUCCCAUCAGAUGGCCUGGUUCUAAAUGGAGAUGCCUCAAGGUGCGCUGGGAUGAAGCGUCUUCCCAUCAUUGCCCAGAGAGGGUCUCCCCCUGGGAAAUAGAGCCUGCGCUAGCUCCUGCGUUAGAUCCUUGUCCACCAUCCCAUCUGAAGAGGUGCCACACAAACAUUUCAGCAUCAUCUAAUAAUUCCACAUUGUUUAUGAGGAAAGGUUCAUCAAAAACAACUAUACAUGCUUCAUCAGACAAUGGAUUUCCUGGAACCUUGCAAGGUCAAAGUCUUAAUGUAUCGAGCCCAUCACAAGACAAGGAUCAGAUAGGGACAGGUUUUGUUAAAAGAAGAUUGUGCUGGGAGGAUGUGUUUCCUCAUGAAAUUAAUAGAGAAAAGAAUAUGAACCUGGCUCCUUGGCCACUCCAAAAACUUGAAUUUAACCCUGGUCUUGAAAGGAAGUUCGAGAAUGGUGUCCAUUUGAAUGAGAACAUUUUAGAUAAGGGAGACACAUUUAGGUUGAUUCGGUGUCCACAAACCAUUUUGAAUUCAUAUCCUUCAAUGAAAAUGUUCAAGUCCAGUGUGGAACCUUCAGUGGAAGAUAACAUGGCAUGUUACCAAGACUCUGUUUAUAUUAAAUCAAGUGCAUGUCUAGAGUACAAUAGACUGCAUGCUUCUGAAGUGCUGAAGCAACCUCAAAACUGGAUGUCACCUCUGUUACCAGCAACACAUGCUGAAGAUUCACCUGUGAAGGUGCUGAAUUCACGGCCUGUAUCUUUACAGCCACAAGAUGUGGUAAAAUCCAAAGAAGAUAACAAGUGCAAGCUUUUUGGAAUAUCCCUCAGCAGCAACACUGGCGAAAAAGGACCAAUCACUCAAUGUGGAAAUUUCAUGCAGAGGCCACAAUGGCAAACAAUUGCAUCAGACCAACCACAGGGCUUGGGUUGUGAUCUAUUAUUGGAGCAAUCAAGAGGUUGUGUGUUUGCUGAGAGUGCAACUGAAAGUGAUAAACCAGGAAAUCCUUCUGGUGACAUUUACGGAGAAAUUCAAUGUGGUUCAUCCAGACGUUUUAUUAAGGUUUACAAGCGGGACAUUGCUGUUGGGAGAUGGGUUGAUCUCACCAAGUUCAGUGGCUAUGAUGAGCUGAGAGCAGCACUGGAUCAGAUUUUUGAAUUUAAUGGUGAAUUAAUAGCUCACAACAGGAAGUGGCUAAUUGUAUUUACUGAUGACGAGGGCGAUAUGAUGCUUGUUGGAGAUGAUCCCUGGCAAGAAUUCUGUAGCAUGGUCCGGACGAUCUACAUUUAUACUCGAGAAGAGGUGAAGAGGAUGGGCACACAGCCUUUCAAUCCAGAUGGUGAAGGAAACGAUUGAAGACCAGAGCACUAGUUUGAGCCUUUGGGUAACUGAAUCCUGCAGUCUUUAGUUUGUAGUUGUAGGAGAGGUUUUAUCUUCCUCUUACAUUGACUAUUGGAGAUUUUCACUUUGAUUUAGACUAUUGAAAAUCUUAAGAGAUAAUGCAUGGAUUCUUGUUUAUGAUAGUGCACUGCGGUACUCAUGCUUAUUUUUA
Rubroshorea leprosula is the source of this 2768-nucleotide messenger RNA. The record is from the annotation of a GenBank genome assembly. Lineage: Eukaryota; Viridiplantae; Streptophyta; Magnoliopsida; Malvales; Dipterocarpaceae.